Molecule: messenger RNA, 1188 nt
Organism: Alternaria rosae
Lineage: Eukaryota; Fungi; Ascomycota; Dothideomycetes; Pleosporales; Pleosporaceae
Product: mitochondrial carrier domain-containing protein
Exons: 2
Coding region: 115-1041 (308 amino acids)
Biological process (GO): transmembrane transport
Cellular component (GO): mitochondrial inner membrane
Molecular function (GO): S-adenosyl-L-methionine transmembrane transporter activity
Source: RefSeq, a predicted model, not a curated record
UAGGAACGAAAGAAGCCUGCCCGCGCAUAGUCCACUAGCUUAUGCACAGACCCUUCGUUCUCCAACGCAUGUCUUUACUCCCAUCGUCAUAGCCCGCCGAAUUACUUUCCCACAAUGCUCGACUCCCCGCGCGCACAACCACCACAAGCAUGGGUUGAGUCGCCAUACCUACGGUCGCUUAUAGCAGGCGGCCUAGCAGGCACAACAGUCGACCUCUCCCUCUACCCCCUCGACACCCUAAAAACGCGUCUCCAAUCCGCCUCAGGCUUCGCCGCCAGCGGCGGCUUCAACGGCAUCUACCGGGGCGUCGGUAGCGCAAUCGUAGGAUCCGCACCGGGAGCCGCCCUCUUCUUCAUAACAUACGACACGAUAAAACGAUCCUUCGCCCAGAGCCAAAGUCUCCCUACCACGAAAAUCGAAUACAACGCAGAAGGAAAACCGUACAAACAAGAUGUCCAAGACAGCGGUACCCAAGCACUCAUCCACAUGGCAGCAGCCAGCGCAGGAGAAGUCGCGGCAUGUGCGGUGCGUGUACCCACGGAGGUUAUAAAACAACGGGCACAAGCAAGUCAGCAUCCGAGUUCACUUUCUGCUCUUACGUUUGUCCUCCAGCAGCGGCAUACACGCGGGUUAGCGCACGUCUGGAUGGAAUUGUAUAGAGGGUGGUCAAUAACCAUCAUCCGCGAAGUCCCAUUCACAGUCAUCCAAUUCCCGCUCUGGGAGGCGCUGAAGAAGUGGCGCAUGAGCCGGACAGGCCGGAAUGAAGUGACGGGCUUGGAGGGAGGUUUGUUGGGGAGUGUAGCGGGGGCGGUCGCGGCGGGCGUAACGACGCCGUUGGAUGUGCUCAAGACGCGGAUGAUGCUUGCGAGGGAGAAACAGCCCAUGGUGCAGAUGUUGGGGAGGAUCAUGAGGGAGAGCGGGCCGAGGGCGUUUUUUGCGGGGAUGGGGCCACGGGUGGGCUGGAUUAGUGUUGGGGGUGCGAUUUUCUUGGGGAGUUAUCAGUGGGCGAGUAAUGCGUUAGGGGGUGUGGUUGAGGAGUGAGCGUGGGUGGCAUGGCAGAUCAUGGAGAGAUCAUGGAGAAAGGGUGGAGAAGGGAAUGUCAAUGAGAGUAUAUGAUUAACUCUAUCCUACUCAGCCACAUGAGGCCGAGGCCACGGACUCAUAGAAGAGUCUACUGGCAAGCGGGUA